Messenger RNA from Sipha flava (yellow sugarcane aphid), 1404 nucleotides. RefSeq names its product fructose-bisphosphate aldolase (gene Ald1). Gene Ontology annotation, molecular function: fructose-bisphosphate aldolase activity. The record is from RefSeq and is a predicted model, not a curated record. Bases 148 to 1242 code for a protein of 364 amino acids. Lineage: Eukaryota; Metazoa; Arthropoda; Insecta; Hemiptera; Aphididae. Gene Ontology annotation, cellular component: cytosol. The transcript is spliced from 6 exons. Gene Ontology annotation, biological process: glycolytic process; fructose 1,6-bisphosphate metabolic process.
CAUUGAUUUUUCUCAUUCCACGCGCACUUCAUUCACGGGUCUUAUUUUACCCUAAAGCUGAGCUUUUGUUUUUGUUGCAUUCAUCAUUCGAUUUUAUAUCGAAUUCAAGUUUUUAUUUCAACGUUAUACAAACAAAAAAGCAUCAAAAUGACUACUUAUUUUGAAUACCCAUCUGCUGAACUUCAAAAAGAAUUAAGUCAAAUUGCUAAUGCCAUGGUUGCUGAUGGUAAAGGUCUAUUAGCUGCCGAUGAAUCUGUAUCAACCAUGGGAAAACGCCUUCAAGAUAUUGGAGUAGAAAAUACUGAAGAUAAUCGUCGUGCCUACCGACAGUUAUUAUUUACUGCUGAUGAACCUUUAAACGAUCGUAUUUCUGGAGUAAUUUUAUUCCACGAGACUCUUUACCAAAAAAGUGACGAUGGUGUAUUAUUUGUUGAUAUCCUUAAAAACCGAUGCAUCAUUCCGGGAAUCAAGGUUGAUAUGGGUGUUGUAGACUUAUUUGGCUCAGAAGGAGAAACUACUACACAAGGAUUGGAUGAUCUGGGUAAACGUUGUGCUCAAUACAAAAAGGAUGGAUGUCACUUUGCUAAAUGGCGUUGCGUUUUAAAGAUUGGUAAGAAUAUUCCAUCAUAUCAAGCUAUUCUGGAAAAUGCUAAUGUAUUGGCCAGAUACGCUUCAAUUUGUCAAGCUAAUCGUAUUGUUCCAAUUGUUGAACCUGAGGUAUUGUGUGAUGGAGAUCAUGAUUUGGAACGUUGCCAAAAAGUCACUGAAACUGUAUUGGCUGCAGUAUACAAAGCUCUGAAUGACCACCAUGUAUAUCUGGAAGGUACUAUUUUGAAGCCCAACAUGGUUACUCCUGGACAGUCAUCUAGUAAGAAAGCUACAGCUGCCGAAAUUGCUAAAGCUACAGUAACUGCUCUUCAGCGCACAGUUCCACCAGCAGUUCCUGGAAUCAUGUUUUUGUCUGGUGGUCAAACUGAAGAAGAAGCAUCUGUGAAUUUAGAUGCAAUUAAUAAGUACAAUGCCAAAAAACCAUGGGCAUUGAGCUUCAGUUAUGGACGUGCUCUGCAAGCAUCAGUCUUGAAGGCAUGGCAAGGAAAGAAAGAAAACAUCAAGACAGCUCAAGAUGAGCUUCUUAAGAGAGCAUUAGCAAACAAAUUGGCAGCUUUGGGCAAAUAUGAAGCUGGUUCUGUACAAACUUCUGCUGGUUCUCAAGGACUUUUUGUUAAAGAUCAUGCAUAUUAAUUAACAAAUUAUAUUUUCAUAAAUACUCCAACAUCUGCAGAUUUGAAAAUCGUUACCAAAAUAUAAACACUUAUUAUCACAACAGCUUUUCUUCAUCUUUUUUAUUUUUGUGUUAGAUUUGUUCAAAAGAUUUAAAUAAAUAUUAUAUAUUAUCGAAAAAUA